Molecule: messenger RNA, 3575 nt
Organism: Heterocephalus glaber (naked mole-rat)
Lineage: Eukaryota; Metazoa; Chordata; Mammalia; Rodentia; Bathyergidae
Gene: Bin3
Product: bridging integrator 3
Biological process (GO): endocytosis; actin cortical patch localization; plasma membrane tubulation
Cellular component (GO): actin cytoskeleton; cytoplasm
Molecular function (GO): lipid binding; protein binding
Source: RefSeq, a predicted model, not a curated record
UCACCUGAGAACACGGGCCUCGGGGCCCUGAUGGGAAAGGCAGAUCAGCCUGGGGGAGCAAGGGGCCCAUCUAGCAGCCUGUCCCCUGCUUCUCAUGGGGCCUCCAGCCAUGCACAGUGUGGCUCAGGGUCAAGGCUCCUGGCGGCCCCAGAGCACUGCCACUGCCUAGCCACGUCCUGAGUGCCAGACGCCACGCCGGUGGUCAGGGGUCACUUGGCCCUUUCCUCCAUUCUUCAUUGCUCAUGGUUGGGCCCCUCGGGGCCAGGCUGGCUGAGUUCAUCCAGCAGAUCCCUGGCUAGCCCUCAGCGGACACGAGCAAGACCUUGCAUCUCAGCCGGCCUGGGAGCACAGCUGCCUGCAGUGCUCAGCUUUGGAAAUAUGGGGGCGGGAAGGGCACAGCAGCAGGGUCCUGCCUGGGAGGGUCCCCUCGCUCGUGACCCGUGAGGGCCAGGAGUUCUGUAAGACUCAUUUUCCGACCACCAGGGCCUGGUUAGCGAUCAGACAGGUCUCUUCCCUAGGUCCCCCGGGUGAGGAGGCUCAGCCUUGAAGCUCCGAAUCCUUCCUCUCCAGCCUCUCCCCCGGGCGCUGACCUGGAGAGACUCCCGCUGCAGCCCAGCAGCUGCACUUUAUUACCUCUUCUGCGGUGGUCCCUGGCAGUUGCCUUGCCAGGCCCUGGGUAAUGAGGCUCUGCUUAAUUAUCAUUAGGCCUGGAUCAGGGCCUGGAGGGAGAUGAAGAGAGCAGUUUUUUGAUCCUCCAGCCCCUGGUGUUGGGGGAUGUUGAGCUGUUCCUUCCCUGUUUGGUUCCAAGAGGUGCGGUGGGGGAGGAAAAAGCCCUCCUGACCUCCAGAGCGCUUCUUUCCAAGCCAGCUGGCAGUGUGAAGCUGAGAGGCUGAGCCUGGCACAGGCAGGGAUUUCUCCUGGCUUCUCCUGUCCUGCUGCCCCAGCCUCCUCCCCAGAGUGGGCUCCCCAAGCCCCAGGCACAGCCCAGCCCCUGUUGCAGGGUCACAUGGGGAGCUUGGUGCAGAAUGAGCUUCUUGCUGGUGGCUGUCAGGCCUAGCCUCCAGGUUCAGAGCUGGGUGGAAAGAGCACAGGUGGAACAGGCCCUGCCCGCAGAGCACCUUGUAUGCCAGGGCCUCAGGAGACACCAAGGCAGCCACGGGCACCCAAGGCUGACAGAGCAAGGCAGGGACACCAGCUCAGAGAACUGAGGAGUUGGCUGCUGUCUUGAUUUCACAACCAGCGAGGCGGCCUUGAAAUCAGAUCCCUGGCUUCUGCAGCCACAUGGAGAGAAACCCCGGCUGCUUCCCACAGCUCGCAGCCCACCACCUGCCAGGAAGGUGGGGGCGUGGCAGAGGGGGCAGCUGCCAUCUCCGCAGCGGAUCUGCUGACCCCUGCAUGAGCCCUUGACCACCCUGGCUGGCUCUUGCUGCAUCCCGCAGCCGACAUGCGAUCUGCCCAGACCACAUAAACCGCCACUGCCUGUUGCCUCGUGCCAGAAGAAACGUUCCCAGGGACCUCAGCACCGGAAACAGGAAACUGCAGCUUUCCUGUCCUCUGAUGAAGAUCAUGGCCACAUGGUCACCCUGCCACCCCCAGCCUUCCCCCCCAGGGGGCUCGGCCUCUAAUCCCCCAGCCCCUGGGUCUGUUCACAUGUUGGACGGGGAUGCUUUCAAUUUCCCUUUCCUGGUGGGUGGAAGAUCCCGGCUGCGUGGGCUCAGAUGAGGAAUGGCAGGCAUUCCCCACCAGGCCGGCUGCUCCCAGCCCACCUCCCAGCCGGCCUCAUUCCCUCCCUGCUCCCCUUCACCCCACGCUUCGCCUCCCCAGGGAAGCCAGCUUGGUGCUGAAACUGAGUGGAGCAAGAAGCAGGCAGCCUCUGGUGAGGGCCUGGGGUGGGGCCUGGCUGCCCUCUCUCCUUUGGGAAUCAAGUGAAUCAGACCCCAGGAGCUUCUAGUCUGGAGGAGCUAUGAUGGACCCCUAGGACAGCAGGGGUGCAGUGCUGGGAAUGGGGAGGAUGGCGCAGCUGCCCCACCGGCCUCAGUCUGCUUCCUCAGGGCUGAGCUGGCUCCUUGGGGUGUGGAGUGGGGACUCGGAGCGGAGCAGCAGCUCUGGGUAGGCCAAGGAGGCACCAGGAGGUAUGAUUUGAGUGAGCGGAGACCUGGCCCAGGGACUUCCGCCUCCCAUCUCUCACCACAGCUUAUCAAGGGGCAACAGGGACGAAGCACAGACGUCUGGCUUCCGUGGGGCAGAUCAGUGAAAGUGCAAGCGUCAUGGCUGGGGGACAGCUGGGUCCCUCCACCCUGCUCCCCAGGGAGCCAGCAGAUACCUCUAUGAGGUCCCAGGGCCACAGGAGCAGCCUCUCCCUGUCUGCGCCUGCCCCUGCAGCUGGAGGAAGCUGCCACCUCUCGUGGGGGUGGGGUCCUGCUGUGAGACCCUCAUCCUUAGACGUCACCGUCCACACUGCCCACCACAUGGGCUGGCAAGAUCUGUCCCUGACUGCGAAGAGGAAAAUGGGAAGGUUUGGCAGUGUCUUCCCGAGCCUCAAUAUGGCGGUGAAGCGGCGAGAGCAGGCCUUGCAGGACUAUCGGCGACUGCAGGCCAAGGUGGAGAAGUACGAGGAAAAGGAGAAGACUGGGCCUGUGCUGGCCAAGCUCCACCAGGCCCGAGAAGAGCUGCGACCUGUGCAGGAAGACUUCGAGGCCAAGAACAAGCAGCUCCUGGAUGAGAUGCCACGGUUCUACGGCAGCCGCCUUGACUACUUCCAGCCCAGCUUUGAGUCCCUGAUCCGGGCGCAGGUGGUGUACUACUCAGAAAUGCACAAGAUCUUCGGAGACCUGACCCAGCAGCUUGACCAGCCGGGCCACUCAGACGAGCAGCGAGAGCGGGAGAACGAGGCCAAGCUGAGCGAGCUCCGAGCCCUCUCCAUCGUGGCCGAUGACUGAGCUCACUCCCCAGACUCCUGGUGCUGGCAGGUUGGGGCCCAUGGUGGCCUCUACUGUGCCUUGCCAGCCCUUGACCUGAAUGCCUUCACUGUCUGGAGCCUGACUCUAGGAGCCCCCAGCAGGCUACCUCUGCCUGCUCACAGCCCCAGAUGUAAGUAAGCAGUGUAGAAAAACCCCAGGGGCCUUUUCACUUCCAGAACCAUCCAGAGCGUAGCCUGGCCCAGGGCAGAGCAGACCUCAGCCCUUGGAGGCCUGUUUCCUUCGGCAGCACAGCUGAAGUAAACUCUGCUUACACGGCCGGGACCGCGUCUACCUCCAGAGGACCCAUCCUGGGGAAUCCACCCCUGUUGCUGCUCUUCACCUCAAAGGCAUGGUUUGCUGCCCUGGGGAAUGGGGAGGUUGUGCGGUCCCCUCACUGCAGCAUGACAUAGCUGCUCGCUCAGGUUCAGGCCAAGUGCAGGGACAAGCCCCGGGUCUUCAGGGAGCUGGGGCUACCCUGCCACACAGAAUGGCACGUCACUGCACAGGUCUGAGCCGGCACAGAGGGUUUGCCACACCUGGAUAUGUAUUUGGAAUUUUAUUUUUUCAAGUUAAGUUUCCAAUAAAAGAUCACCUAGUGUUGUGGUGUAACUUCCA